Agrilus planipennis (emerald ash borer) is the source of this 616-nucleotide messenger RNA. RefSeq names its product uridine phosphorylase 1. Gene Ontology annotation, molecular function: uridine phosphorylase activity. The record is from RefSeq and is a predicted model, not a curated record. Gene Ontology annotation, biological process: uridine catabolic process. Lineage: Eukaryota; Metazoa; Arthropoda; Insecta; Coleoptera; Buprestidae. The transcript is spliced from 3 exons. Bases 33 to 545 code for a protein of 170 amino acids. Gene Ontology annotation, cellular component: cytosol.
GCAAUUGAAAUAAAUUAUUCCGUUUCUAGCCAAUGCUUGGGAAAAUAGUUAAGAGACCGGCAAAAUUAGAUAAAAAGUUAGUCAGAGAUUUAAGGGCAAUGACCGAUCCUGAAGAUCCUUAUCUUACAGUUACUGGAAAGACUAUGUGCACAUCAGACUUUUACGAAGAACAAGCAAGACUGGAUGGGGCAUUUUGCGAAUAUGGCGAGCAAGAAAAGCUCGACUAUAUGAAUCAGCUUCGUAGUAACGGUGUAAUCAACAUCGAGAUGGAAUCGAUACCGUUCGCAGCCCUUACCCAUCAUGCGGGCAUAAAGGCAGCCAUUGUCUGCGUCGCACUCUUAGACAGAUUAAAAGGAGAUCAAGUGAUGGCGCCUAAGGAGGUUUUAAACGAAUGGCAAAUGAGGCCACAGAAACUGGUAGCGAGAUACAUAAAAAGGUACCUCCAAAUGAAAGGUAGGCUUUCGUUCGAGGGUCACGGGUCGAUGGCUGUGAAAAGUCCUAGGAGAUUCAAACUGGUCCAACAGGAAUCCGAAACGUUUGACUAAAUUUGAGAAUGCAAGCUCAAAUAUUCACUAUUUAUACGUGUAGGCUAUUUAUUCUACGUCUAUUAUUUUGU